Molecule: messenger RNA, 2865 nt
Organism: Brassica napus (rape)
Lineage: Eukaryota; Viridiplantae; Streptophyta; Magnoliopsida; Brassicales; Brassicaceae
Product: receptor-like protein 41
Exons: 1
Coding region: 59-2701 (880 amino acids)
Molecular function (GO): protein binding
Source: RefSeq, a predicted model, not a curated record
UCCUUCUCUCUCACUUUUCUUCAACCAAAAUAAUUCUUCCUAAGUAAUCAUAAAGACCAUGUCUGAAUCCCGUGUGCGUUUGCAUUUUCUCUCGCUAAUCUUGCUCUGUUGUGUCUCCCCUGCAAGCUUCUUCACUAUAAACACAGAUGAUAAUAGUUAUGUUGCUUGUGGUCCCCAUCAGAGUCAAGCUCUCACUGAGUUCAUGAACGAGUUUGAUAGCAGCCAGUGCAACCUCACCGAUCCAUAUAAUGGAGUCUGGUGCGAUAACUCGACCAGUGCGGUCACAAAGCUACGACUCAAGGCCUGUCUCAGUGGAAAUCUAGAGCCCAACAGUAGCCUAUUCAGGUUACAUCAUCUUCGUUACCUUGUCCUCCGUCAAAACAACUUCACCUCCUCUUCACUUCCUUUGGAAUUAGGCAAUCUCAACAGGUUAGAGGUCUUAUUUCUUCCCAAUAAUAGAUUUGUAGGCCAAGUUCCUUCCUCACUUAAUAACCUAAGCCUUCUUUACUAUUUAGACCUUUCCCAAAAUGAUCUCACCGGUAGUUUCCCACCUGUACGGAAUCUAACAAAGCUCUUUUUUUUACACCUAAAUAGUAAUCAUUUCUCUGGAACUCUGAAUCCCAACAGUUGUAGCCUGUUUGAGUUGCACCACCUCCGUUACCUUAGUCUAGGUUACAACAACUUCAGUUCAUCACUCCCUUCUGAGUUUGGAAAUCUCAACAGACUACAAGUCUUGGAUCUUUCCUCCAAUGACUUUUUUGGGAAAGUUCCUCCCACAAUUAGUAACCUGACCUCCUUAACCGAAUUGUGGCUUCACCAAAACAGACUCACUGGUAGUUUCCCAGUUGUACAAAAUCUGACCAUGCUCUCAUACAUAUAUAUGGAUGAUAAUCACUUCUCUGGAACCAUUCCUUCCUCUCUCGUCACCAUGCCUUUCUUAUCAAUUCUCAAUCUGCGUCGAAAUGAUCUCACGGGAUCUAUAAAAUUUCCUAACUCCUCUACCCCAUCUAGGCUCGAGGAAAUGUACCUUGGGUAUAACCAUUUUGAAGGAAAAAUCAUAGAGCCUAUCUCAAACCUCAUCAACCUCAAGAUUCUUGACCUUUCUUCCCUUAACACAAGUUACCCGAUUGAUGCAAGCCUCUUUUCCUCGCUAAAAUCUUUGCUGAUCCUUGAUCUUUCCAGUAAUAGUAUAUCUCCAGCCAGUUUAGGUUCAAAGUCAGACAUCCCAAGAAACCUGGAGACUUUGUGGUUGCAAGGCUGCGGCAUCAACGAGUUCCCAAAUAUCUUAAAGAUCCUUGAGAAGUUGGAGAAUAUAGACAUUUCAGGAAAUGUAAUCAAAGGGAAAGUCCCCCAGUGGUUAUGGAAGCUUCCUCGUCUAAACACAGUGUUUCUCACAAAUAAUUCAUUUACUGCUUUCGAUGGUCCAGUGGAAGUUUUGGUGAACUCAUCGAUAGUGAAUUUAUUUGUGGAGAAAAACUAUUUUGACGGAGAAAUUCCUAUUCUGCCACUCUCUAUCAACGUCUUCGCUGCUUCAUACAACCGAUUCACAGGGAGCAUACCUCUUUCAAUUUGCAAUUAUCGGGGUCUAACGGUUUUGAGGCUACAUUACAACAGCCUCACGGGUCCAAUUCCUCAAUGCUUAUGUAACUUGACGUCUGUGAAUCUUCGGAAGAACAACUUGGAAGGAAGUAUUCCUGACGCCUUUUAUCUCAGUUCUUCUCUACGAUCACUUGAUAUUGGACACAAUCGACUAACCGGGAAGCUUCCAAGAUCUCUUCAGAAUUGCUUAUCUCUCGAGUUCUUAGUUGUUGACCACAACAGAAUCAAAGACAAGUUUCCUUUCUGGCUCAAGGCUUUGCCAAAUUUGAAAGUACUUAUCCUCAGUUCAAACAAGUUAUAUGGUUCGAUAUCUCCUCCGGAUCAAGGUCCUCUCGGGUUUCCAGAGCUGCAUAUAUUUGAGAUAUCUAAUAAUAACUUUACUGGAAGCUUGCCACCGAGAUACUUUGUCAAUUGGAAAGCAGCCAACGAAUAUGGUGGUCUGUAUAUGGUUUACACAAAAACUACUACCGAGAAAUUGUCUUAUGUCGAUCUAGAAGCUAUAGAUUUGCACUACAAAGGUCUAUCAAUAAAGCAAGGGAGGGUCCUUACUUCAUACGCCACCAUUGAUUUCUCUGGGAAUAGAAUUGGAGGACAGAUUCCUGAAUCAAUUGGUCUCUUGAAAGCAUUGAUUGCACUCAACUUAUCAAACAACGCCUUCACAGGCCAUAUUCCUCUGUCGUUCUCCAAUCUUGGCAAGCUCGAGUCACUUGACCUAUCAAGCAACCAACUCUCAGGGACCAUUCCUAGUGGACUUGGGACCCUCUCCUUUUUGGCCUACAUUAAUGUGUCUCACAACCAACUCAGAGGUGAAAUACCACAAGGAACGCAAAUAACGGGGCAACCUAAAUCUUCGUUUGAAGGAAAUGAAGGGCUUUGUGGUCUUCCACUCCAGGAAUCUUGCUUUGGUACUCAUGCGCCACCAACACAACAACCUCCAGAAGAAGACAAAGAAGAGGAGGAACAAGUGUUGAACUGGAAAGCUGUAGUUAUUGGGUAUGGACCUGGAGUGUUGCUUGGAAUUGCAAUAGCACAAUUCAUUGAUUCAUACAAACCGGAAUGGCUGGCCAAGAUAAUUGGCUCGAACAAUCGCAGAAACCGUUAGGUUGAUGAUUCCUCUUGUAUGAUGCAUUUUCUUACGUUUGUUUUAUCAUUAUCUGAUGCUUUGUUUUGUGUCAUUUUAUGAAGUAAAAAUUGUGUGUUUGUAGUAAUUUUCAAACUGGAGUUCCUCGUCAAUCCUAGAAAUUUUAUGAUUUUUUUGGUUUUGCA